Molecule: messenger RNA, 6853 nt
Organism: Haliotis rufescens (red abalone)
Lineage: Eukaryota; Metazoa; Mollusca; Gastropoda; Lepetellida; Haliotidae
Product: DNA topoisomerase I, mitochondrial-like
Exons: 20
Coding region: 83-2941 (952 amino acids)
Biological process (GO): DNA topological change; DNA replication; chromosome segregation
Cellular component (GO): nucleolus; chromosome
Molecular function (GO): DNA topoisomerase type I (single strand cut, ATP-independent) activity; DNA binding
Source: RefSeq, a predicted model, not a curated record
AAAAUUGGGACUUAGCCGCACACGCAGCUAGAUUUCCUCCGCCAUUGCAAAGAGGAAUAUCAAGCGAAAAGAUUUUGUGAAUAUGGCAAGUGCCGACGAAUUUGGUAGCAUUAAUCACUCGAUGGACUCCGGCAGUUCCUCGGAAAGGCCAGAAUCUGCAGAAGUUCUAAAGAAGAAGAUGCAGAACGGAGGGAGUGGAGAACCAGCUGCCAACCAUGUCUCAUCCAAUGGUCUGUCCAACCAUGUGUCUGACAAACAUGAAGCGGGAGACAAACACAAGGACAAACAUCGAGAACACAGCAGUAGUAAGUCUAAAGACCACCACCAUAGUUCCAGCAAACAUCACAGCUCCUCAUCCUCAUCCAAGGACAAACACAGAGAUGGAAGCUCAAAACAUAAAGAUGGCAGCAGCUCAAAGCAUCAUUCCUCCAGCUCCUCCAGCAAGCAUAAGGAUGGUCAUAGCUCUAGCAGCAAGCACAAGGAUGGGAGCUCUUCCUCCAGCAGCAAGGACAAGCACCACAGUAGCAGCCAUUCCAGCAGCAAAGACAAACAUCAUAGCAGCAGCAGCUCCUCAGAUAAACACAAGGACCGACAUAAGGAUGGACACAAAUCGUCUUCUUCAUCACCAGACAAACAUAAGUCCUCAAACUCAUCAUCAGAUAAACACAAGUCAAGCUCAUCUGACAAACAUAAGUCCUCCUCACCGGACAAGCAUAAGUCCAGCAGUUCAUCAAGUAGGAGUAAAGAUCACUCCUCUUCAUCACACAGCUCCAGUAAGGACAAGUCAAGGGACAAGGAAAGACAUCAUAAGGAGAAACGGGACAAGCAUGAGAAGCCAAGUGUAAAAACAGAAGCAGGGGUACCAUCAAUUGGCUCAGAUGUUGACAUGAAGUCGGAUGAAGAUCCUUCACCACCAAAGCCAGUUGUCAAGGCGGAACCAAUGAGUGAUGAUGAUGACAAACCUCUGUCUGCCAGAAUCAAGGAGGAGCCAGUUGCACAGAAGAGGUCCUACAAAGAAGAGUCCUCAGAUGAUGAACCCUUGUCAUCAAGGGUUGAGAAAGUUAAGAAAGUGAAGGUUGAGGACAAGAAAGUCAAUAAGAAGAGAAAGGCGGAAGAAGAGGAGGUGGAGGAAUUCAAACCAGAAGUUAAAAAGAAGAAGAAGGACAAGCUGAAAAAGAAGACAAAGUUUGAGCCAUCUCCCAGCCCCACCAAGAAAUCCAAGAAGGAGAAGGCCCCCGAACCAGAGGUGUGGAAAUGGUGGGAAGAGGAACGGAAAGAUGAUGGCACCAAGUGGAAGUUCCUCGAACACAGGGGCCCUGUGUUUGCUCCUGCGUAUGAACCUUUGCCCAAGUCAGUCAAGUUCUACUACGAUGGAAAGGAGAUGUCAUUGUCCAAUGAUGCAGAGGAAGUUGCUACAUUCUAUGCCAAGAUGUUGGAGCAUGACUACACCACUCGUGAUGUGUUCAACACCAAUUUCAUGAAGGACUGGAGGAAGUGUAUGACUUCUGAAGAAAAGGAGAAGCUCAAGGAUCUGAAGAAAUGUAACUUUAGUGAAAUGGCCGACUAUUUCAAGGUGAAGACUGAGGAACGAAAGGCCAUGACCAAGGAAGAGAAACUGGUAAUAAGGAAGAACAAUGAAGCGCUAGUGAAGGAGUAUGGCUUUUGCAAGAUUGAUGGUCACACAGAGAAGAUCGGUAACUUCAAGAUAGAACCCCCAGGUCUGUUCCGAGGUCGAGGUGACCAUCCGAAGCAGGGCAUGUUGAAGAGAAGGGUACAGCCUGAGGAUGUCAUUAUCAACUGUAGCAAAGAGUCUGUUAUCCCCAAGGCACCUGAAGGCCACAAGUGGAGAGAAGUUCGCCAUGAUAACAUGGUAACAUGGCUCUCCAGCUGGAAUGAAAACAUCCAGGGUCAGACCAAGUACAUCAUGUUGAAUGCUGCUUCCAAACUCAAGGGAGAGAAGGACUGGCAGAAGUACGAAGUUGCCCGUCGUCUGCACAAGUGUGUUGAUAAGAUCCGAGCUCAGUAUCGGGAAGACUGGAAAUCCAAGGAGAUGAGAAUACGGCAGCGGGCUGUUGCCCUCUACUUCAUCGACAAGCUUGCUCUGAGAGCUGGUAACGAGAAGGAAGAAGGUGAGACAGCCGAUACGGUAGGCUGCUGCUCACUGCGAGUGGAACAUAUGACGCUGCAUGAGGAGAAGGACAACAAGGAGUGUGUGGUGGAAUUUGACUUCCUCGGUAAGGACUCCAUCCGCUACAACAACAGCAUGCCAGUGGAGAAGAGAGUCUUUAAGAACCUGCAGCUCUUCAUGGACAACAAACAACCUGAAGAUGACCUCUUUGACAGACUUAAUACGGCCAUCUUGAACAAGCACUUGCAUGACCUGAUGGAAGGCCUGACUGCCAAGGUGUUCAGGACAUACAACGCUUCCCGCACCCUGCAGGAACAGUUGGACAUUCUCACUAACCCUGAUGACCCUAUUCCGGCCAAGAUCCUGUCCUACAACCGAGCCAACCGAGCUGUGGCUAUCUUGUGUAACCAUCAGCGGUCUGCUCCAAAAACAUUUGCCCAGUCCAUGGACAACCUCAUGAAAAAGAUUGAUGAGAAGAAGCUGCAGGUAAAGGAUGCCAAGAAGUCAGUGAAGGAUGCCAAGUCUGACUACAAGGCCCACAACACAGAGAAGGCUAGACAGACUGUGGAGAAGAAGAAGAAGUCAGUACAGCGGCUGGAGGAACAGCUCACUAAGCUGGAGGUGCAGGCCACAGACAAGGAGGAAAAUAAAGAAAUUGCUCUUGGUACGUCCAAGCUGAACUAUCUGGAUCCCCGAAUCUCAGUGGCUUGGUGUAAGAAGUGGAAUGUUCCUGUUGAGAAGAUCUACAACAAGACCCAGAGGGACAAGUUCCGCUGGGCCUUGGACAUGGCAGAGGCUGACUUCUGUUUUUGAUAUGGAUGUGUCUUAGGCAUCAGUGAUCAAAUGUUAUUUUACUACAGAGCAUUUUGUUGCCAGUCGCCACUGGCUUGGCAAUGUACAGAUUUUAACAAGGGUAUUUAAUAUGGUUAAUUGUGGAGAGAAAAUGAAUGCAAGGUUUUAUAGUGUGUGUUAAGAUAUGUGGAUUUGUCGUGGGAUUUAAUGGACAUUAUUGGUGCCAGUGUGAGAAGUUUUAUGACAUACUAGACGAACCUUGAAUUGUUCUUGCUAUAUUUUGUGGGAUGACCUCCAUAUGUGCUGGUUGUAGAUAGGUGUUCAGCCAUUAAGUACAUCUCUGAAUAUGCAGCUAGAUAUGCAUCUUGGUACACAAUCAUGAAGUGCAUCUCAUUUUGGGGGUAUUUCUGGAAUGAAUUCUGAAUUUGCUUGUCUAAUUAAGUUGAUUAUUAAAUGAAAUAUUUAUUUUAUAAGUAAAUGAAAGGAUGGCUUCAAAAUAGCCAUUGGACAUUAUUCAGUUAUGUUGACUUCACUGCAAUAGUAAACUAAUACCGGUACCUUUUAUGUGAAAGAUAAGCAUUUUGUUCUUAGUGCAUGAAAUUGUUUGCUGUUAAGCGAUAAUCUUUGAGGUAGGCUCUUCUGUUCUGAUAUUGGUCCUGAUUAUCUGGUGUAAGGCACAUGGCCCAACUUUAGGCAUUCAACCCGAUGGUAUGUAAGAUUUGAUUUUGAUUGUAACUUGCCUUGACUGGAGAAGAAAGUGCUAUUACAUGUUGUUCAAGUUAUUCUUUAUGUUUAAUUUAAUAUGACCAUAAGCACAACAUAUACUACAGUGUAUGUUAAUAUGUUGAGUGUCAUUGAAUGUGUCCUCAUUGUCAGAAGAUUCUUUGAUGUGCAAGUUUAUUAUUCAUUUGUAUGAAAAAGUUUGAUUGUACAGUGUAUUUGUUGAUAGGAAAAUUUGUACAGUUGGCAGUUACUUGUCAUUGGUAGGUGUAGAAGGCAGAACUUUCAUUGUUAUUUGGCUAGAAUAAUGUUCCUUGCGACACCCUUCAAUUAACACCAGUUGUCUUCUUUAUUAUGACAAAGUUUGAUUUCGUUUGGAUUCUGUUGUUUUGCCAUGUACUCUGUAACCAUAUGCACUUGCAUCCCCCAAACCUUCACUCCACCCUCGCCCCAGUAUUUGCCAUGUAGCUCAGUGUUAGUAUCAGAUACAACACAUCACUCACUCCAUAAACCCUCAAAGCAAUGUCUGGGUUUUCUCCUGCUUCAGUGUCCAGCAUUGCAUACAUUUAUCAUUGUAUAGAGAAUUUGAACUGUUUUGUGUUCAGUGAAACCCCCAAAUAUUAUGAAUUGGUUCAAUUAUCACCUUUGAAAAAAAUCACCUUUUGUUGGACAGUAUUUUGUGAAAUUAUUGGGGUUGUCACGUUUGUUGAGAUGGGUUGAGCAGUCACAUCUGAGAUGGACAUGUUACUCAGGAUACACUAUGGUGUGGUACUUAUGCCCUUUCUUGAAUGAAAUGUUCAAUGUUACUUUUUUCUUAAAAUAUGGUAUAAUUUUCCUUUCUUAAAUUAUAUCAUACAAAUGUCCAAGGAGGGACAAUAUUACGGUGACAUGACUACAGAAUGGCCUGGCGCUUGUCGUAUCCUCUGGUGAUAUGUUCUUCCUGGUGUGAUGCAGUGAGUCCUUUCCAGAAGUAUAGGACAAUAUCAUACUUCUUUUGGAGUGAUACGGUACACAUGUGACCAGAAAGUCAAGGUACCACUAAAUCCUGUCCUGAAUAUCUGAAUAAUUCUCUGAAUGCUGAACACAGGGAGCAGUGGUAGGUCGAUGGGAAGCUAUGAUAUUGUUACCAUUGAGAAAUCAAAGCAUAUAACACUACUUUCAGGAUAUAACAGUGUCUCCAUAAACACAUCAGGUUUGAGCUGUAUUAAAAAAUUGCUUAAUUGGAUAUGUAAAUACUACCCAUAUCUUUCAAUGAAAAAAAGCAGCAAAAAGAAUAAUUUCAUAGAGCUUGAUUUUGUUGUGUUGAGGUGGAUGAGAUGUACAUUUGAAUAGAUUUAUUUGAAUACUAACAAGUGCAUGUACAGACAGCUAACAAGCAAUAAGUAGAAAACUUCAACUGAAAUGUCUCAACUUUUUUUAUUCGCUUUAUAUUCAAAUGUCAAUUUAGAGAUCUUGCCACAAUGUCCAGUAUUGAUCCCGAAUCAUUCCAUAUACUUUUUAUUAUGCAUAAGCCUGAAAAUAUUUCAUUUUGUCCAUCAGUAUGUGAAAUAUGUAUCUUGUGAUAAUACAUGACAGUUGACUUGGUACUGCAGAAACAGCCUGUACCGCCUUGCACACGUGAUUGGAUGUAUGGUAAAUAGACUUAAUCAAAACUUGCUAGAAAGUUGAUUUGUACACAAUCAGUAUUAAUGUUGGCACACUCACUGUCUUGUGUUGUAGUCCGCAUGCCAAACUUUCAGCUGUUGUGACAUGAAAAUCUCUUAGAUCAGGACCUAGGAGCUGCCAUUUAUGUUACACAAUGAUGUUUUUUACCUAUGAUAUUUUAUCCUUGUUUGGUUAUGAACGUUUUACCACCUUCAGUUUAUUUCCUGUGCUUCUUUAGAUUUUAUUAUGCAGAAUGUUUAGUUAAUUCAUGUUAAUGUAAAUAUUGCAUAUCAUGAAAUUGCUUUGAUUUUAAACAUGUAAAACAAAUUGUUUGACUUGAAUUAUUUUGAAAUAUAACUGCCAUGUCUUGAUGAAAACUUACAAAAUUUGCAUCAGUCUAAAGAGUAAUAUUACUAUCAUCCCAAAAUGAAAUUCAUGUCAUUUUUGAGGAAAAAUACAUGGGGGAUAUUUGAAAAAUGCAGUCGGUUGCAAUACUAAAUAGAUUCCCCUUGUUGGUUAUACGCAACUGUCAGCUACCUCGGAUUAGGUCUGUGUGGUAUGGGAAGAGCAUGAACAGUGUCGUCAUGCUAAGUGUGAGCUGUAUUACAGGUAUUUAUUCAUGUAAGUUAAGGACCACCUGUCUUGUGAUAUUGAAGCUAAAGUGAUAGUCCAACUCGUAUAGUUCACUGCUUGAUGUAUAAACAUGGAUAGAUCUGCUAUGCUACAUGCAAUAUGUUGGCUUUCAGUGCUUUGUGUUAUUUGAACAUUUGUGAAAUAUGCACAUAUUUUGAAAUAAAUCAAAGAAGUAAGGUAAUGUUUCUGAGCCGUGCUGUAAUGAAUAUUUUCAUGUGACCUACCUAAGUCAGGGAUGAGUAUGACCCAAGUAUGGUGAUUACAAGACCGAAUCUCAGUGUUAGAUAUAUAGAGUCCAAUCUCAGAGGCAGUAAACAGGAAGUAUUAGUGCAUGACACAGAGUAUUUUCAGAGACUGUUUUUUAUGGACGUAACUUGAUUAGGAAUCAGCACUGUGUGGACUUGUAUUCUUCUGCCUUAACGGAGAGCUUGGACUCCUUUGGACUUAUACGUUUGUCCAUUCCUUGACAAUGCUAGGUGAAGUGGUUUGUACACAGGAAUUCUAUGAACUAUUCCUGGAAAUGUGUUACGACACUCAAAUAGUAUUGAAUAUUCCCAUAUAUCAGAUGUACAUAUCUUGUUAUCAGCCAUUGCCAUUUUUCCUUUGUGUAGCAUUGAUAGAAGUGACACAGGUAUUGAGCUCUGAUUGAUCGUUUCGAAACACUCAGUGUCAUAAUUGGUCAUUGUUAACUUUCUGUUGGCACCUUGCCCAAUGAAAAUUCAGCUCAAGAGCUCCCAACUAUUGGUGGCUGGUGUUUUAUAUGUUUAAUAUUGUUAUCAUUUUGAUCCAACAAUCAGCUCAAUCAUCAAGUGUUGUGUCCAUUAUUUGUUUGCAUUUUAAACACAUUUUUGUUUGAUGACCAACUAUCAGAGUGCAUCUCUGUGUGUGGCCACUCACAAUGUAUAUGAAUGAUACUGAAUAAAGAUCAUAGCCCAA